Molecule: messenger RNA, 543 nt
Organism: Penicillium paradoxum
Lineage: Eukaryota; Fungi; Ascomycota; Eurotiomycetes; Eurotiales; Aspergillaceae
Product: Zn(II)2Cys6 transcription factor domain-containing protein
Exons: 2
Coding region: 1-543 (180 amino acids)
Biological process (GO): regulation of DNA-templated transcription
Molecular function (GO): DNA-binding transcription factor activity, RNA polymerase II-specific; zinc ion binding
Source: RefSeq, a predicted model, not a curated record
AUGGAAGCUCAACCUCGCCGACGCCGAAAGCCAGCUCGGUCGUGCAUUGAAUGUCGCUGUCGCAAAAUUCGCUGCGACCGCACCGAUCCUUGUACGCCUUGUGUUUCUGCCUACGCAUGGUGCAUGUACAAGACUUACGCCGAUCGACUUGAAGUGCAGUCUCAACACAGUUCAAUAUCAACGCUGAUCACAGUCGCACCUUCAUCUUCGCAUGUCUCAUUGGGCAUUGAGAUUGAGACCUCGUCGGCGAGAGACCAUCGCCAGUUGAUAGAGUCCCGCACUGCGACAGAGAUACCAACACCCACAGAGUUAACACAAGAUGUUAUAAUUUCCUCUGUUCAAGUGCACAAGAUUUUGGACCUAAUCUUGAAGAUCUCUUACGACGAGUUCAAAGCCUGGAGCAGUCUUCAGCAAGAGGAUACGUCUCUGGCUUAUCCGAAAAAACUCGGGAAAUAUUUGACCGCCCAUCUCACUAGAAACCUUGGAUGGAAUUUCCACGAAGACUCGAGUGCUGCGAUGGAGCUUAUGGAUGGAUACAGCUAA